Gossypium raimondii (Peruvian cotton) is the source of this 2008-nucleotide messenger RNA. RefSeq lists its product as uncharacterized. The record is from RefSeq and is a predicted model, not a curated record. The coding region runs from base 31 to 1605 and encodes 524 amino acids. Lineage: Eukaryota; Viridiplantae; Streptophyta; Magnoliopsida; Malvales; Malvaceae. Gene Ontology annotation, biological process: mitotic spindle assembly checkpoint signaling; meiotic sister chromatid cohesion, centromeric. Gene Ontology annotation, molecular function: protein kinase activity. The transcript is spliced from 5 exons.
ACCCUCUUUCACUGCAGAAGGAAAAACAAAAUGGCGGAGAAAAGCGAGACAAUGAACAGCAAUCUAUUUUCUUCAAUAAUAUCUGAAAUCAAAUCUUAUUCCGGAAAAGACCCUCUUCUCCCUUGGCUGCGAGGGAUAAAGAAAAUAAAAGAUUCAUUACCACCCCAGAUCUUAGCGGAGAAGCUACCUAGGUUUUUACAAAAAUGUACCCAAACAUUCGAAGCCGACCGCCGGUACCACGACGAUUUACGCUAUCUCCGGGUUUGGUUACAAUUGAUGGACUUUAUGGAUGAUCCAAGGUUGCUGUUAAGAAGAAUGGAGAUGAACCAAAUAGGGACAAAGCGUUCAUUGUUCUACCAAGCAUAUGCACUUUACUAUGAGAAGAUCAAGAAAUUUGAUGAAGCUGAAAAAAUGUACCAUUUGGGUGUUCAAAACCUUGCAGAGCCAGUUGAUGAGUUGCAAAAAUCAUAUGAGCAGUUCCUGAAUCGUAUGGAGAGGCAUAAGAAGAAGAAAAUCCAGCGUCAGGAACAAAAAAUUGCUAGAAAGCCUCUCCAAUGCACCGAGUUUAAAGAAAACAGUGAAGCCGUACGCAUGGUUGAAGAUAGCCAUAAGAGGUCUUCAGCAUUACAUACUGGUAAAAAAGUGGAGAGCAAGAAGGGGAGAGCUUUGAUGGAAAGAGUGUUGGAUGAACCCAGGAAGGUUGGGAAUGAUGAUACGGUUGUUGUGAAGUUUGUUGAUACUGCCAUUGUUGGUAAAUCUGAAGCUGAAGAUGCCUGCCAUCAUGGACUAGUAGAUCCUACAAUAAACAUGAAGGAAGCAAUGAAUGCAAUUAAUAGCAUGUUUCGAGAACCUAUAGAGACGGCUCCUAUCGGGAGGAGAUCAUCCCAGAGACAACUGAAAGAAGAUUGUAGUUUGGACAUAGGAUUUAAGGUGUUUGAUGAAAAUUUGGAUAGUGGGAUCAACUCAUCAAUUCAACAUCAAGAAAAGGGGCUGCAGGGUAAAGCUCAGAUCUGUCGGCCUCAGGAGGAAUCAUUUCAAAUAUAUAUUGAUGAUGAUGAAGGAAAUAGUGAGGCUGGAGAGGGAAAUGAUGAGAUAGAUAACUUAGAACAUAUUGAGGUUCAAAAUUCAGGAAGAGUUUGUAAUGUCUUUGUGUUUCCAAAUCCUAAUGAUCUUUCUCCUGAAAGGUCAGAUGAUAUUGGUGCAAAAAGUUCACGUCGACCAAAGAUCCAAGAGGAUACGGUGGUUCACAGGUUUGUUGGUUCGACCAUUUCAGAUGAGCCAGUGGUAGAAAAUGUUUGCCACCAUGGCCUAGUUGACCCAACAAUUAACUUGAAGGAGGCUAUGCAAGACAUCAAUAACAUGUUUGGAAAGCCAAUAGAUUUUGUAAGGGCAAAGAGAAAGAAGCAAGACAAAGCACCAGUUAAGCAACAAGAUCUUGGUGGGUUUUCUAUACUUCCUGAUGAUGAUUUGGAACAUCAGAAACCUCAGUCCCCUUCUAAAUCAUCUGGCAAGUUAAGUGAUUGUGAUUUAUUUGAGCCUACUAUGUUUACAAAAGAAGCAAUGGAUGAUAUAAACAAGAUGUUUGGAAUGCCAUUGGGCUUCUAGGAGAAAGAAAAUUGCUUGUUUUUGGUUGUUGGAGAGAUAAAGUUUGGAUGUAUUGCUGUGGUGAAGUUUUUGUGUUCAUCCUGACUUGGGAUAUAUAUUUGAAUGUAACAACCUUGGAGUAGUGAACUGGCUACUAAGGUUGCAUAUGUAUUGUUGAUCGACUUGAGUUUGUGGGUUUGAGAGGGCUUAGGCAAAUAGCGUGUCCUCAGAUGAAGUUAAUUAGAUAGGGGUUCAAGGAAGGGUUAUGGUUAAAAAAACAGAAGAGUAGAUGGAAUUUUCAUCUUGUUUUAUCAUGUGACAAUUUGACAUGUAAUGCAUUGUAUGCCUUUUGCUAUUUACUUUGAUCUUUGUUGGAGCUCAACAUCAUAUAAAUAAAUAAUAAUGCUAGAGAUUAAUGGCAUAA